AUGAAGUACCUUAUCAUCCAAGUGGAGCAAGAGCUGGUUGAGACCCAGCGGAAGGCGGGUCUGCCGGUCCACCUUCCCCACGACUGUAGCCCACUACGACUCACCACCCCACAAUUGACUCGCCGUCCCACUGCAGUACAGCCGCUGUUACAGCAACUGGGUGCUGAGAUCUCAGAGGCAGAAGACAGUCCGGAUGAACAGGACAAGACCGCUACUGUCGAGCGCAAGGUGCCAGUGAAGGAAGAGUUUGACCGUGCUGUGCCACCCCACGAGCUGCUGGACUCGUCAGCCCACAAGAGCAAGGCAGAGUUGGCUACCAGGGGAGGACUGGCAAAUAGACAGCUGCCUACAGGCAAGCGUUCCGGAGGUCUCAGCAACAGCAGCUCGGACUAUGGACUGGACGAGAGUAACGAGGGCUCAGAUGAUGAGGAUCGGAGACGGACUUUCGCACAACAGUAUGGGAGUGAAGUCUGGCAUUCAGGUCAACUGGCUGGACCUCCUCCGUCUCUGGCCGAGCAGCUGAAGCAGGUGCUGGCGGAGAGAGAGCGGCGCACUGCAGAACUGACCUCCUCAGCCCCACAAUCCUUGGAGGAUGAGUUCAGUCAGGCGGUCAACGAGGCUAAUGCCAGGAUCAAGAAAGCCUGUAUCCCUCAGUCACUGGGAUCACAGUUCGCGUGGCAGCAGAGUUCUCCAUCGUCCUCAGGCAGUGUGUCCCCCGGCAUCGUCACGGCGGACCCUAGUCCUUCCAAGCUUGGCUCCUCAGACUCAAGUGACGUGUGGAGUCCUCCGCAGCCGUCAGACCUCAACUCCUCGACUGUCAGCGACAAGAAGUCUUCCUCACACAUCUGGCAUACGGCCCCCGUAACUGACUGGUCUAAGGAACAGGUGUGCCAAUGGCUGCUGGCUCUAGGACUAGAGCAACAUAUCCCCCGGUUCCUGGAGCAAGGAGUGGCAGGGACCACCCUCUUAGCCCUGGAGUCCAGGGACCUCAAAAGUCUGGGACUAGGAGGAGAGGACAAACACAGGCUCAAGCGCAAGCUCAAGGAGUUGCGAGUUCAGGUGGAGAAGGAGAGAAGGCAGCAUGACAAAGAGCGGAAGGAGAAGGAACGUCUGCUCAAGAAGGCGGAGAAACUCGCAGAGAAAGCCAGUCGCAGAAAGUAAUCUGGUCAAGACUUGACCGAGGAGACAGUCCCAGGUCCGGCGACACAGAGCAUAUCACCUACUUCUGGUUUUUAUAAUUGUUUUGAUGAAAAUUAGUGUAGCUAGAACAAAGUACAUUAAUGAGCUCUAGAAACGUAGAAACCGUAUUGUACAUUGUGUGUUCAUCGUUUGGUGUUAAAACUAAAUUUACUGUUACUGUCGACAAGUACUUGUAACAUUCUAUGUAAUCCAUUUAGCCAAGUCACUACUGCCAUCGAAACGUCAAGUGCAAUGUCUUUUAGGUGCAAUCGUAUCGUAAUGUGCUGCAUGGUAUAACAGAUCGUUUGAAACUAUUUAUAUUUAAUUUAUUUUCGGUUAGUUCCUACAGAACUUUUGGAAUAUGUGUACUGUAUUAUCGUCGAAAAUGAGGUUUGAAAUCAAAAGGUCUGUGUUGUCGUCUGCCCCGUAGUGUUAGUUAGUGCGUCCAUGACAUUUAGCCGGGGACCCGUGACAUUCCCGAGCCAGCAGUACUUGAUUCCGUUUGUAGGGACCAAGCUUGAUCUCUGUCCCCCCUCGGUGUCUAUUGUAAAUAAUAAGCUUAUCCACCAUGUGAUAUACUCCUAGUGUUAGAGACGAUAUAUGUGUCGCUGUUCGCAACAGUACAGCUUUUUGUGUUUGUAUUCUGGCCGUCGUAAGUGAAGUAAGGUUUUACUUGAACGAUUUAGACUACAUUUUCAGUAUAAGGCUCAAGUAUUAAAUUAAUCCUUAGUUUUACAAUAAUUACAACUAUUAACAGUAUUGAAAAAUACACCAAACGUUUAAUAGCCGUAUCGAACGUGAUAUUAAUUUUCUGGAUUGUCCAUCGAAUUGGUUGUGUUGUUUAAAAGUAUAUAAACGUAGCGUAUGAAACUUACAACAAUCUUAGCUGUGUUGCAUUUUUGUUACGAAAUAAUUUAAUGGUACUAGUUUUUUUACAAUUUCUUUCAUGUAAGAUAAUACAACCAGUAUAUUGUUAAUAAAUUAUUGUAUUAUAUUGUUAAGAUUUUUGUUGUAUCUCUUGUAAUGUAAUAGUGAUUAUUUUAGUCAAUCUUUCCAGUGGCUUUGAAAAUCAUGAAUUUUAUUUGUUUUAUGUUAUUGUAAAUUAACAACCUCGAUGGGAAGUUUUUUAGCAGUUUUUUUUGAAAGAUCAUAGGUUUUAUAGAGAGACUAAUUAAUGCAUUGGUCGAACAAAUCAUAAACAGAGUAAGUUAAGUUGUAAGAUAUUUGUUUGUAAAAACCUCUUUUUUUACCAUCAACUGUUUUUUCAAAGUUAAUAAAACUUAGUAAAAACAGAUGAAGUUUACAACUAACUCUAUUGUACAUUUUAUCUAGACUAAAAUGUUAAUGCAUAACAGUUUUGUAAAUGGUCAUAGUAUUUGUAUAAAAAUGUAUGGUUAAUUUAGAUUUAGUUAUAUAUUUUAAACAUUGUCUCUGGAAGUCGUAAUAUACUACAUUUUUGUAGGCAAGUUUGAAGAUUAUUAAUGUGUAUUUAAAAUUUUAUAAAUAAGUGUAUGAAUACAAUCAAAAACAUAAGUCAAAGCAAAAAAAUGUAAUAUGGACUAGAAGUAAUUUGAUAUUUAUCUACAA
Homalodisca vitripennis (glassy-winged sharpshooter) is the source of this 2766-nucleotide messenger RNA. RefSeq names its product neurabin-1-like. Gene Ontology annotation, biological process: actin filament organization; neuron projection development; calcium-mediated signaling. Gene Ontology annotation, cellular component: dendrite; cytoplasm; actin cytoskeleton. The transcript has 9 exons. Gene Ontology annotation, molecular function: actin filament binding. NCBI's taxonomy places the organism in Eukaryota, Metazoa, Arthropoda, Insecta, Hemiptera, Cicadellidae. The coding region runs from base 1 to 1161 and encodes 386 amino acids. The record is from RefSeq and is a predicted model, not a curated record.